Daldinia caldariorum is the source of this 3993-nucleotide messenger RNA. RefSeq lists its product as uncharacterized. The transcript is spliced from 2 exons. Bases 483 to 3923 code for a protein of 1146 amino acids. The record is from RefSeq and is a predicted model, not a curated record. NCBI's taxonomy places the organism in Eukaryota, Fungi, Ascomycota, Sordariomycetes, Xylariales, Hypoxylaceae.
CUUUUGGCGGUCUUGGUCGUUGGAGCAGAAUCUUGGAGAAGCCAUUCUCUUUUCUACCUUUUCCCACUCCCCAUUCGACACUUUCGUAUCUUUCUGAAAAAAAGGGCGUCGCGAAGAAGCGAGAAGAAAAAAAAAGCCAUUCACGUCGCGAAAGAAGAAUACGCGUUCUUUUAUUUUUUUUUCUUUCUUGGUCAUUAUUCUUUUUUACUCUUGACUUCUUAAUUCUCUAUUGCCAACCCUCUUAACACCAGUCAGAAGUACAAUACUUGGUUGUAUUAUACCUCACUGGUUAAUAUCCCACGGGCGCUAAUUCGAUAUCAAGUUCUUAAGAAGAGCAAGGGGAAAACAAAAAUAGGAGUUCGUAAGACGACAGAAAGUUGUAUUAGUAGCGCUCUUGAUUUUUACGACCUAGAAACGUUUGACACGCGACCGAUUACGUGUAUCCGAUAAUAAAGCUUUCUAUUCUCGUAAACACCGAAAUCAUGUCUGACGCCGAAGGAUUCGAGGUCGUCCAACACGACGAGUCGGCCCUCUCAGGCGAGGAGACUGCCGGCACCACUGGCACAGGCGCAACUGAGUCUCCCAAGUCUUCGGUUAAGUCUAGCAGUGAAUCCAAACCCGAAGGCAUGGCUGUGAAGCGACCAGCUGCUGGCGCGUCCGGUGUUCGUCGUCCAGGCACCGCAGCCAGCACCGCUUCGAAGACUUCAACUUCGACGGCCCGUGCAAGUGGCGGUCUGACAAAGCCCCCGACUCGCCCACCUGUCGGAACUACUGUCAAGAAGCCGUCAGUAAGCACUACUGCGACUCACAGACCCCAGCUUUCUGUCUCGGAGGAUGAGAGGAAACGAUCUACUAUGACAUCGGCGGCGGCGCGUCGAACCUCAACGGCGCCAAGCGUGACGUCCCCGGGAAAGUCAAGUGUUAGGUCGAGUAUUUCCACUACAACCACCGCAAGGAAGCCCUCUACGGCUAGUAGCACUACAGCUCCAAGAACUGGCACUCUCGCGAAACCCGCGUCGUCUACAACUGGCACGGGGGGUUUGUCGACACGGACGUCUACGGCUACCAGACCUGGAACUACUGGUGCUGUGGCCGACGCAAGGAAGCGGCUAUCCAGUGUCACAGGUUCUCCAGCUACUUCUGCUGGAGCCGCAAGACAUGCAGCCCGCCCAUCUCUUGCGUCGCCCAUUUCUGCGACUGCAGCUAAGGAUAUUGACGACUUAAAGGCGAAGCUUGCCGAAAAGGAGUCGGAGGUAGAAUCCUUAAAGGAACAGGUUACUUCUUCUGAGGCCAAGGUCGCCGAACUCGAGGAAAAGAUCAAGGCCGAGGCAAACGGCGUCCAGGGCGCCAAAGAUGACGUGCACCAAGGACAUGAAGAACUCUUGGAAACCUUGAAGUCCACCCAUGCCUCGGAGAAGGAAGCUCUGAGCACCCAGAUCUCGGAAGCUGUCGAAAAGCUCAAGGCCGCUGAGGAGCAGCUCGAAGCCCACAGGACGAAGCUGGCCGAACUAUCUAGCUCCCAGGAGGCCAAGGACACCGAAAUCAUCAGCCUGCAGAGUAAACUCGAAUCCCUCCAGCUCGACAAGGAUACUGGUGUCAAGGAUAGCGAAUCUGCUUUGGCCAAGGUGGCCGAAGAGCAUGCUGCUGAAUUGGAAAGUCUUCGCAAAUCAUUAGAUGAACAACAUCAAGCUGUUGUUGAAGCUCUGAAGACUUCGCAUGCGACUGAGCUGGACCAGACCAAAACCUCAUCUAGCGAGUACGAGAAGGCGCUGCAGGAACUGAAGGCUGCCAAUGAAGCAUUGCAGAAGAAGAUUGAUGAACUGACCUCUUCGACCGAAAGCGUCGGCGCCGAGAGUGCUUCUAAGAUUUCUGCAUUGGAGAGCGAGCUUGCAGAAUUGAAGGCUGCUGCCGAGCAAGACAAAGCUGCCUUGGCUGCUUCGCAGGCGGAGCUACAGGAAGUUAAAGCGAAGCUUGAGGAAUCCCUCGCUGCCGCAGAAGCUGCAAAGGAAGAGCUAAACAAGGUCAAAGAAGAGUUUGCCAGCUUACAGGAGGAGUUAGGUCAGGCAAAGGCGGCAGCGUCGUCCAAUACUGAUUUGGCUACUCAGAUCAAGGAGGCCGAAGAGAGAUACGAGAAGUUGAAGCAAGAGCACAAAGUCUCAGAAGAGACACAUGAAGCCCAGCUGAAACAAGUAUCCCAGGACUACGAGACAGAAAUCGAGAGCCUCAAGGGCGAUGCCUUCUUCAAGCGCAAGUUCCACGUCCUUGAAGAAGAACAUAACGAAUUGAAGGCUAAAUUUGACGAGCUUAACGACACACAUUCAACGGCGGUCCAGAAACACACGGAAGAGUUACAGGCUGCAAAGGCUGAGCGUGAGGCUGCUGUUGCGGCCCUUUCCGCCAAGGAAGAGGAGCACCAAAAGGCGCUUGACGCGUUGCAAGCCAGUCAUGCAAUGGCCUUAGAAGAUGCUAAGAGCGGUGUAUCGGCUGACAAGGAAGCGCAAAUAGCCGAGUUAGAGUCACUGAAGGCUAGCCACGCGAAGGAAAUCGAGAUCUUGAAGACCGAGAGCGAAGCUGCUCUCGCAAGGGAAUUAGAGGCUAUUAAAGCCGCCCAUCUCGAGACCCUCAAUGCUCAGAAGCAAGAUGCGGAAGCAGCGAUUGCCGACUUGAAAGCUGCUCAUGCCCAAGAGCUUUCUACCAAGGAUGCCGAUGGUAGCGCACAGAUAGCGCAACUCGAAGCUUUGAAAACUGCUGUCGAGGAGGCGCACGCCGAGCUGGAGAAAGCCAAGGCCAGCCACGCACAAGCGCUUGCCGAGAAGGAGGCCGACAGCAGCACCCAGUUGGAAGCAUUGAAGGCGGCUCUCGAAGCCGCGCAUGCUGAGCUCGACAAAGCUAAAACUGCCCAUGCUCAAGAGCUAGCUACCAAGGAGGCUGAUGGAAGUGCCUACUUGACCCAAUUAGAAGCUCUCAAGACAGCAGUUGAAGAGUCGCAGGCCGAACUGGAGAAAGCUAAGGCUAGCCAUGCUGCUGCCCUCGAGGCUUUCAAGAAGGAAACCGAGGAUGCUCACUCUGCCGAGAUCGAAAAGUUGAUAACAAUGCAAUCUGAGGCUGUGGAAGCUGCAAAGAACAACGCGUCAGGUUCGCACAAGGAGGCUGUCGAGGCUCUUGAAGCGAAGCACGCCCAGUUGAUCGAGGAGUUGAAGCGGGAGCAUGAAAGCAAGCUCUCUGCCGCCACGUCCGAGGCAACCAAGAAUCUAGAUGUCGCCAACGAACACGAGGCAGCAUUAAUUGCGGCAAAGGAAGCUUUGGCCAAGGCUCAAGAGCAAUCUACAACCUUAGAAAACGAAUUGAUUGAUGUCAAGACUAAGAACAUUGAGCUGGUCAAGAUUCAAGAAGAGUCGGAAUAUCUGCACCAACAACUUGCAGAGGCUAAGAUGAACAAUGUAGAACUUAUGGCUGAGCUUGACGCCUUGAAGAACCAGAGGCCCGACACCUCUGCCGUAGACGCGCUGAAGGCAGAGAUCGCAGAGCUUAAGAAAUCUCACGCACAAGAAUUAGCCGCCAUUAAGGAGGUUUCUGCGAAGUCCGCAGGUGAUUUCGAUUCACUACAUAAGGAGCAUAUCGCAACGAAGUCCGAGUUUGAAUCCUUGAAGGAGCAGUUAGAGAUAGCUAAGCAGGACGCCCUCAUUGCGAAGAAGAAUUUGGAGGCGCACAAGAACGAUGCCGAGGCUAAGCUGAGGAACCAGGAAGCCGACUACAAGGAUAUGUACGAGAAUCUGUCUACUAUAGCGGAGGAAGAGCAGAAGAAGAGGGCGGCCAUUGAGAAGGAAGCAUCCGAUAUCAAGUCUAGAUUUGCAGAGAUGGAGGCUCAGCUGAAGGUCAAGGACGCAGAAAUUGCCGAGGCACUGGUACGAAAGCCCAAUUAAACUCGAUUAGUAGUAAUCUAUAAUAUAAUAUGCUGACCUGAACACCAGGCUAAGGCGGCGGCGCAAACGC